AUGGACCGAUUCACUCAAUUCCCCGCCGUCAAUGACGAUGGUGAUGAUGUUCACAUCGUACCCUGGCAGGUGGAUGCCCAACUCCCAUCGGAGAUAUUUGCUUUGUCAUGGGCAGUCUUGCUACGCGCAUUCACAACAGAUGAGAACCCGGUCUUUCUAUUAAAUGGUGUGCCAGUCAAGGCAGAUCUAUCCGCCCAAACGGUUCAGCCAGCAGAUCUGACUGCCGUAUCAGAUUUCUCAGUCAAACACACAGCCAUAGUGUUGGGAGACCCUCUGUUCAGUGAUGAUGGACAUCCCCCGGUGUUGCGGUGGACCCUGGACCCCGCGACUCAGUUGGGAGCCUUGCGUGCGACCGGAGGCAUGAACGCUGCUUUCCUAUACCAGUUGGGCAACCAGCUGAAGCAGAUCGUGCAAGAGCAGGCUGCUCAGAAGGGUAUGCAGGUGACAAUGUCUGCCACUGAGGUUCCUGAUCUAGCCAUUUCAAAUGCCUCGCCUUCAACAUUGCCAGGGCCUCAACUUCUACACGAGCUUGCGCUGCGCGAGCUCAACAAUUCAAACCAUGCCAUUGAAUUCCUUACCGCGGAUGGAAAUGUUUGUUGCUUGUCGUACCAUGACUUGGACCGGCUUUCCUCGGAGCUGGCGAGUAAAAUAGCUCGUGCUUCGACGACCCCACAGGGCCUACAGAGGGUUGUGCCAGUACUUCUGCCCCAGUCUGUGGAAUUGUACAUUGCAUGGCUGGCCAUUCUCAAGGCUGGCGCAGCUUUCUGCCCCUUGAACACGGAUGCACCAACUGAUCGCAUCGAGUUUAUCCUGCAAGAUGUGGCUGCAUCUGUGGUGGUCACAAAUGAUGCUCUUGUAACAAGGUUACCGCUCAAAAAGCAUAUUUCUAUUCUCACCGUGGGCGAUCUUCAAACCAACGCCGAUAUCACAGAACCAUGCUCAGAAAACAGCACUUGCACUGAUCUGGCAUAUGUCAUGUACACAUCUGGCUCUACGGGCCGCCCCAAAGGCGUCGGGGUGUCCCAUCUUGCUGCCACCCAGUCACUUCUUGCUCAUGAUGAUUUGAUACCCCCUUUCAAGCGCUUUUUACAAUUUGCAUCUCCCACCUUUGAUGUUUCCGUGUUUGAGGUAUUUUUCCCGAUGAUGCGGGGGUCAACCCUCAUCGGCUCCGAGAGAGAAAAUAUGCUUCUUGAUAUUUCCCAUGUAAUGACUAGGAUGAGAGUCGAUGCCGCUGAGUUGACCCCAACGGUGGCAGGAGAGUUGCUGCGCACGCGAGCUGCAGCUCCAUCUCUCCGGGUGCUCCUCACAAUUGGUGAGAUGCUCACCAGACAUGUGGUAGACGAGUUUGGCCAAUCUGAGGGCAGAGAUGGCAUUCUCCACGGAAUGUACGGGCCUACCGAAGCAGCAAUCCAUUGUACCGCUGCCACCCAUUUCCAGGCCAAGGAUCGUGUCAAUAUGAUUGGAAAGCCCUUUAAAACCGUUUCCGCAUACAUUAUGUCACUCCCCUCCGACAACGAGCCAUCCUCCAAGGAGCUUCAUCCCCUUUCACUAGGCCAAAUUGGAGAGCUUGUGGUGGGUGGUCCUCAAUUGGCAGACGGGUAUAUUAACCGACCCGAAGAAAAUGCCAAGGCUUUUAUAGACAGUCCGGUGUAUGGCCGACUCUAUCGCACAGGAGACAAAGCUCGCAUACUCCCAACCGGAGAGAUCGAGUGUUUUGGCCGAAUUUCCAGCGGCCAGGUGAAGCUGCGAGGCCAGCGGAUAGAGCUUGGCGAGAUCGAGCAUGUUAUCACCAGAGCCUCCGGUGUCCGCAGUGCUGUAACCAUAGUCAUCGACGGGAACUUGGUUGCAUUUGUUCUGGUUACCGACAAAGGAACGACGGACAAUAGUCUCCGAGACGUCUGUCGUCAGCUGUUGCCUCGGUUCAUGAUUCCUGGAGAAUUCGUGCUCGUCGAUCAAUUCCCGCAGCUUCCCUCGGGCAAGAUCGAUCGUAAAACACUAGAAGCGGAUUUCAUUCGCCGCCGAAGCACCACUCAGGCUUUUGAUGACCAACUCUGCCGAGACGAAAAAGAAGAGUUUAUCGUUUCAAGUGUGGCUGAUGUGCUGGGCCGACGACUCUCGCCAAUAGAGAGCUUGGCAGCAGCAGGCCUUGAUUCGCUAGCAGCAAUCCGUCUCGCAUCCCAUCUUUUGGAUGCAGGAAUUCGCCUAGGUGUGGCUACCCUGCUGGAGGCCGACUCAGUGGAUGGGAUCUGGCAGCUUGCCACCAGCCUUGAAGCCGCGAACCCGACUGAUGAUACGCAAGCAGCCCUGCGAACUAUUCUCGAGCUUGUUUCAGAUGCAGGUGCAGCAAGGGUCGACUCGCUGGGUUUGAGCGAGCACGUUUCCGACAUCGUACCGUGUAGCCAUAUCCAACAGGCUAUGAUCUUGGAGACUGUUCGAGACAACAAGGCAUACUGCAACUGGAUCGAGCUUGAAUUCGAGCCCUCAGUCAGUUUAACUUCGCUGAGAAAUGCAUUUGGUCAACUGGUGGACCACAAUGAGAUCCUGCGGUCUGGAUUUGUGGAAAUCGGCCUCAAAGACCACUCAUAUAGUCGCUUCACCUGGGAUAACCUUGACGAGCAUAUUUCCUUGCAACAGGAGCUUAACUACGAUUUGGGCUUGAGUGUGGAUCACGAUGUCUUGAACCCCUUCCGAGUCCAGAUUAAGCAAGGGAAGGAUCAUCUUCGUGUGCUGGUGCAUAUCCAUCAUGCACUCUACGAUGGAUGGUCUUGGCAACUCAUGUUGAAAGAUCUCAGAAGUAUCUUGUCCGGAGAGGAGAUCACUUCUAAACCCCCAUAUAAUGUCGUCGCAAACUUCUUCAUUGAGCAUAAACUGGACAAAUCGGCAACAGAGUCCUCAGCCUACUGGCGUGAUCAACUACAGGGUCUUUGUCCUGCAACUUUCCCUACUUUCCAUGGAAAUGCAGAUAUCGUACAUGCUACCGAAAAGGCUACUCGCGUGCUGGACAUAUCCGUUUCAAAACUCAACGAAGUUUCCCAGCGCCUUCGCGUGAGCCGGCAAACCAUUUUCCAAGCCGCGUUUUGCUAUAUUCUCUCUUCCUAUCUUGGAACCGGCGAUUGUACAUUUGGAACUGUCUUUUCAGGCCGGACUCUGCCAUUAAAGGGCAUCGAGAGUGUUCUCGGCCCUUGUAUCAGAACUUUACCUACGCGAAUGAACCUCGAGAAAAUGCAAGACGUGACCGAUCUCCUCUUGGCCAUCCAUAACAUGAACCGCAAGUCGCUCGAGCAUGGCAGUCUUCCUCUUCAUGAUAUCAAGAAGGCUUCUGGUAUCGACUUGGAUCGCAGUCUAUUUGACACGGCGCUCGUGUGGCAGGAAAGCAUUUGGUCAGAUUAUGACCAGGGCUCGGUGUUCCGGGAAGUUGGAACGGGGGAGUUUUUAGAAUUUGCGCUUUUGCUGGAGUUCGAGCCGCGAGAAGAAAACGUCUUUGCCCGGGCGACUUAUCAAAAGUCGGUGCUACCAUUCGAGCAAGCUAUGAUACUCCUUGAGCAGAUCGAUUCCGUGGCUUCGAUCUUGAUUGACAAGAUUAAGCUUCCAAUCCCGGAGAUUCGAUCGUAUCUUCCCUCGUCAACGUUGUCUAUUCAACAUGCAGCAUCGCUCGAGCAAGUCGAUCUGCCAAGCUUGUCAUCAAGCGUCGAGAUUAUUGCCUCUACAGACCCGGACCGGGUAGCGGUUGAGUUGAUGCUCUGGAAGCCAGAAACUCCUGCUCCAUUGAUCGAAAGUAUGACCUACGGUCAACUAAACUCCCGAGCUAAUGGCUUUGCACACGUUUUGCUCCACAUGGGAGUGAAGAAAACCGAUCUAAUAGCCAUUCAUCUGACAACGUCUCUUGACUUUUACGUUGCUGUGCUUGGAGUUGCCAAGGCCGGUGCUGGUCUCCUCCUACUUCCCCAGGCAUCUUCGCAGAUAAUUCAUUCUAUUCUAUCCACGGUGAAAUCCAAGUUCUGCAUCGUCGACCACUUGACGGAAAAGAAUCAUCGCUUGGAUUUUUUGAAGUCCAUUCAGCUGGUUCACCUCUCUUAUUCGCUGGAUGUUUAUCAUGAGUUCAAUAUCCCCUAUACCAAUGAAGGGUCUGAUGUUGCUUAUGCUGAAUUGAUGCUAAUUGAAAAUGACUUGACGGAAAACAUCGUCAUCUCACGCCAAAACCUGCAGAGCAAUAUCAAUGCUCUUUCAGACUUGUAUCCAACGCCAACCGGGUCGAAAAUGCUAUCAUCUCCUCAAGGAUCAGGUGCAUCAAUUUGCCAGACAUUCUUCGCUUGGCACGCUGGCAUGACAUUGUGCUCAGCUACAGACUUAAUCAUGAUGACUCGCCUCGAGCAAGCCUGUCAAGAUAUGAACAUAACGCACCUUCACUUGCCUCCCAUGCUGGCCUCCCGUAUUGAUCCACAAGCCGUCCCCAGUGUGCAAUAUCUCCUCUCUUCGGGCGAAGAAAUGACCCCCAAGCUCCAUCGCAAUUGGGCCGGCAAAGGUCUUCAUCAAGCAUACAGCAAUUAUGCACUUGCUCACGCAUGUACCCUAUGUCCCAAUAUGCAAGCAUCGACCUAUGUUCGAAACAUUGGUAGACCCCUGAAGAACACAUCUGCGAUGAUUGUGGAAGAUGGAGAUUCACUCGGUCUUCUUCCACGCGGCGCUAUUGGAGAGUUAUGCUUUGGCGGAGAUCAAAUUGGGCGCUGUCUACCUGACUACGAGCCGUCAGUGACUGGACGAUUCGCUGACCAUCUUGACCUCGGUCGGAUUUAUAGAACGGGUGACUUUGGGAGGCUGCUUCCUGAUGGCACACUCAUUCUUUCCCGAAGUUCUGGCCUUGCACAGUCGUAUGCUCCGUCUAUUGAUCUUGAUGGAGUUGAUCGUGCUCUUAUGUCUUUGAAAAUGACUCAAGAAUCAGUGAGCAUGAUUUUGGAUGAGCCAACACUGCGUCAGCAGCGAUUGGCAGUAUUUUGGGUUCCUUCAACGAAAUGCUCAGAUUCUGUUCAAAUUGAGGAAGCUACAAAUGAUCUUUUCAAGGAGCUCACUAAGAAACUUCCUUCUUCUAGCCUUCCAUCGCUUCUUGUUCUCGUGGACGCGAUAAGUCUCACUAUGUCCUAUAAGACUGAUCACUUUAUGUUGAGGCAACGGCUGGAACAACUGACUACAAAGGAGCUUGCGAUGUUUUCACCAAAGCUCAAUGAUACUGGUGACUGUUUCACCGAGCUUGAGAAGACCAUCUCUGCCGCGCUAUCGGCAGUUACUGGUACCGACCAAAGCAGCAUUCGUAAGCACACGUCUUUCUACAGACUAGGUCUGGACUCUCUUUCUGCCAUUUCCUUCUCGCGCAAGCUGCAGGAGUCUGGGUGUGGAAGGCUUUCUGUGUCCACAAUUCUGCAUUAUAGCUCCAUUGCCCAACUUGCAGCGGUGAUUCUUGCUACGACCGACGAGCAUCAGCCCGAACAGGCUGUGGCGCCCACGCCACCAAUGGUGUUCGAUGAAAAUUUCACUCAUCAAGUAGAAGAUGAGUUCAAAGCUGCAGCCAUGACUGUUCAGAACAUUUACCCUUGCACUCCACUCCAGGAGGCUAUGCUUGCAGCUGAGUCUGGUGGUCAUACAGCUUAUUUUAACCACCUCCUGCUUCUUGUGCACACCGAUGCCGAGGACAUGAGAGCAGCAUGGGCUAAGAUGAUGCAAAGACAAGGCAUUCUUAGAACUUGUUUCACGCAAACUAACGAUAAGGGGUUCGCAUAUGCUCAAGUUGUACUGGAUACAUCGAUCUUACCGUGGUCCCAUAUUAAAACACCCUCUUCUGAGAUUGAGAAUGUCAUCAAGGAGAGCAAGUCCAAAUUUGAGGGUCUUUCUCCUGUCAAUGGCCAGUUGCCCUACUCGCUGACUUUGAUAACCGAUUCCACUGCGCACAAGACACAUCUUCUACUGUCCAUUCACCAUGCAUUGUAUGACGGAGAAGGUAUCGCCCGGUUAUUGCACGAGCUCCAGCUGUUGCUUUCAAGUAAAGAAUUGCCAGAAAAUGCUCCAUUCCACAACUUCAUCAAUUACAUGACCUCUGUUGAUUAUGGUUCGUCGGACGAAUACUGGGACCAGUACUUGUCCGGUGUUUCACCGACUCUCCUUCCUACACCCGAGCCCGCGGCCAAUGCAGAUGUGUCGACAUCACAGCAGAUCCAUACAUCCCUAAAUGGCUCUUUCAUAUCGUUCAAACAACAAUGCAAAGACCUCUCCGUAACCCCUUUGAACAUCUUCCACGCUGCAUGGUUCAGGCUCCUCUCUCUAUACACCGAUUCCUCCGACGUCUGUUUCGGUAAUGUCUUCAGUUGCCGAACCGUUCCCUUGGAUGACGCAGAUCGGAUAGUUGGGCCUUGCUUCAACACACUCCCAAUUCGAAUCAAGUCCUCCUCGACUGCAACAAAUUUUGACAUCAUGAAAUUGUCCCAAAAGAGCAAUAACAACAUUUUGCCUCACCAACUCAGCCCCCUGCGGCGGAUUCAACGGCGUGUUCUUGGCGAUGGCUCUCGCCUCUUCGACACGCUGGUCAUUUUCCAGAACAGAAAUAUAGACCUUGAUCCCAAUGUCUGGGAACUUCUUCAGGACGAAGGAAACAUGGGAUUCCCUUUGAUCUGUGAGAUCGUCCCCGACGAGUCUGCCGACAACAUCCAGAUCUGCCUUCACUUCCAAGUAUCGUAUAUCUCGCAAGCCGUGGCUGAGAACAUCGCGCGGGACUUUGUGGCCCUUGUUGGACACAUCACUCAAUACCCAUCUGCUCAGGCAUCCGACAAGCGGCUAUUGGGGGCAGACAUUGGUCGAGUCUUUGAACAGAAGGUGUCUCAAACGCCAAACUCUGUUCAGUUCCUAACCAAAUCUCGCCCAAAGCGCCCGUGGUCCUAUCAAGAGGAGAUUGUGCGCGACCUCAUUUGCAAAUUUUCUGAUGUCGACUCGGAUAAUGUGUUCCAGGACACGACGAUAUUCCAACUUGGCCUGGAUAGUAUCAAUGCUGUUCAGGUAUCGGCGAAGUUGCGUGGAUUAGGGUAUAAGAUCUCAUCUGGUGAUAUUCUCGAGGCCGCUUCUAUUGAUCAAAUUGCUUCUCUUCUUACCUCCAACGCGAAGGUUGUUGAAGAAGUCGAGUUCGACUUUGGACUUUUCCAAAGCCAUCAUCUGCAAUCUGUUUGCGAACAACUUGAGAUUUCUUCGCAAAUAGUGCAAUCUUUGCGCCCUUGUACGCCAGUUCAAAAUGGAAUGCUGGCGAUGUUUGCACAUUCCCAUGGUGAAGUCUACUUCAAUCGAAUGGCCUUGAGGUUUUCCGCACCUUUGGAUAAGAAGAUUUUGAAAGAAGCAUGGUCUAAGGUCACGGCACAGCAUGAGAUGCUUCGAACAGGCUUUGUUCAAUUGCGCGAUCAGCAAAAUCCUUUUGCUAUGAUAACUUACCAUGAAAUCAACAAAUUACCAUGGCGCGAGACCUCGAUUUCCAUGGCAGACACUCCCGGUGUUCAAGAAAAGCACGCUUUGGAAAUUCUCCACCAGCCUCCAUGGAGCAUUGAAGUCGAGGCAGGUGACAACACCAGUAUCAUGCAUUUCUGUGCAUUGCACGCUAUUUACGAUGCUCAAUCUCUGGCUACCAUAUUUACAGACGUCAGAGCAGCAUAUGAAGGCAAGGCUCUGGCUACGCCGGUGCCAGUCACCAAGACUCUCGGGCCUAUCCUUCUUGAAAGCAAGAGCCAAAGCGAAUCCGCACAAUCCUUUUGGAAAGAACUAGCCCCAGAAGUGCAACCAUCCAAAUUCCCCGACUUGCAUCCCAUCCGCAUAAACGAGCGAACAUUACUCACCACCUCCAUCCGUUGCGCACAGUCUCACAAGGCUCUUGAAGAUGCCUGUCGAGAUAUCGGUGUGACACUACAGGCAGCGGGGCAAGCCGCAUGGGCUCGCUUGCUUUCUGCAUACACGGGCGAGUCCAAUGUCACUUUUGGAACCGUGCUUUCUGGUAGAAACUUAUCCGCCGCCGCUCAACACGCGGUAUUCCCGUGUUUGGUCACAGUGCCGACGCCUCUGCGUAUUGAGGGUUCCAACCGACAGAUUUUGGACCGUACGUUGAAGCGAAACGCUUUAUUAGUGAAGAAUCAGUUCGCACCUCUGUCGCAUAUCCAGCGUUGGCUAGGUAGCGAUGAGCCACUCUUCGACACGCUGUUUGUCUAUCAGAAACUUACUUCGGAUGCUGUUGGUACUGAUGGGUGGGAUAUUAUUGACGAGGAGACGCAUAUUGAUUAUCCUGUCUCUAUCGAGUUGAUUCCGCACUCGACAGAUCUUCAGAUUUCGCUGAGCUACCGGGGUGAUCUUGUCCCCACGGAGCAAGCAACGAUUCUCUUGGGUCAGUAUGACAGAUUCUUGCAGGAUACUGUCUUCCGUCCAGAUGCCAACUCCACCGAUCAUGAGUCUGUGGGUAGUAGUCUGCUAUCUAUUACCCCUGCCAAAGAAGCACCAAUUCCUACCACGGUGUCUUUCUUGCAUCAAUUCGUCGAAGCGAACGCGCUCAAGAUCCCUGAGAAGAUUGCGUUCGAAUUUGCUUCUGUUGAUACUGGGGACAGCCUCCAGAAGAAGACUUGGACUUACCGUGAGUUCAAUGAAUGUGGCAAUCAAAUUGCGCACUUCCUACAGGCAAAAGGAGCUGUUCCUGGUGGAAUUGUGGGAAUAUGCUUUGACAAGUGCCCUGAAGCCUCCAUGGCGAUUCUGGGUAUCAUGAAAGCUGGAUGUGCAUAUUUGGCAAUUGACCCUGGUGCUCCUAUCGCUCGUAAGCAGUUCAUGUUAGAGGACUCCGGUACCAAUAUCCUGCUUUGCAAUCAAUCGAAGAUGGCCAAACUGGAGGUUCUUCCGGCUAUUGACGUCCAGGCACUAGAUGAGCCUGGGCUGCUUUAUGGGGUCUCAACAGGGGAUGUCUCACUUUCCCGUUCGAUUCAGCCAGAUGAUACUUGUUAUUGUCUUUACACCUCCGGUACAACUGGAACACCGAAGGGCUGCGAGAUCACGCACGAUAAUGCCGUGCAAGCAAUGCUAGCAUUUCAACGAUUGUUCGCAGGACACUGGGAUGAAGAGUCUCGGUGGUUGCAAUUUGCCUCCUUCCAUUUUGACGUCAGCGUUUUGGAACAGUACUGGAGCUGGAGUGUUGGAAUUUGCGUCACUUCCUGUCCGCGAGAUCUGUUGUUUGAGGAUCUGACUGGAACUAUACAGAAGCUUCAAAUCACGCAUAUUGACCUGACGCCCAGUUUGGCAAGACUAGUCCAUCCCGAUGAAGUCCCAUCCCUUUGUCGGGGAGUCUUCAUCACCGGCGGAGAGGCGUUGAAACAAGAAAUCCUCGAUGCCUGGGGCAAGUAUGGUGUAAUCUACAAUGGAUACGGUCCUACUGAAGUUACUAUCGGAUGCACCAUGCUCCCACGGAUGUCUGCCAACGACAAAGCCUCAAACAUCGGGCCGCAGUUCGAUAAUGUGGGGUCGUAUGUCUUCAUACCCGGUACGACGACACCAGUCCUACGCGGCAGCAUAGGCGAACUCUGUGUCUCGGGUCCUCUCGUUGGAAAGGGCUAUCUGAACCGAGCAGAGCUCACCAAAGAACGAUUCCAAAAGCUCCCGGAAUUCGGCGAUCGCAUCUAUCGCACAGGUGAUCUUGUGAGGAUUUUGCACGAUGGAAGCUUCCAGUUCCUUGGUCGUAUCGAUGACCAGGUCAAGCUCCGUGGACAGCGACUUGAGAUUGGGGAAAUUAACGAGGUCAUCAAACAAGCCACCCCUGAAUUGAACGAAGUCGCUACCUUGGUCAUCACGCACCCCAAACAAUCGAAGGACCAACUUGUCUCCUUUUUCACGACUGUCAAUGCAGAUAAGAAAUCUCGUGCUAUCGACGUUCAGGUCCGAUCUUCAGAAGACGAUCGCGCCCUGCUGUUGAAGAUCAAGGGCGCUUGUCGCACUCAUCUUCCCGGGUAUAUGGUGCCUACACAUAUCAUCCCAAUGACCCGCUUCCCACUCUCUGCCAACAACAAGGCUGAUAUGAAAGUCUUGAAAAGUAUCUAUCAGGAGCUUUCUCUGGAGGAUAUUCAGAAAUUGAGCUCAAUGAGUGUCGGUCAGCCUACUGAUAGUGUCCAGGAACAGAAGAUCAUAUCUGUUCUGGCGAGGUUUAUUGGUUCUUCUGAGAAGAUCUCGUCAUGGUCCAGUAUCUACGAGCUUGGUCUGGAUUCUAUAUCUGUUAUUGCAUUCUCGAGAAGUCUCCGGGAGGCUGGGUUUUCUCAGGCUCAGCCAUCGAUCAUCAUGAAGUACCCUACAAUUUCCGGCAUGGCUUCGGCUCUACAGGUGCCUAUCUCAUCUUCUGUGUCUGUGGAAACCCUCCAACGAAACGCCAAGCAAGGCAUCGAGGCUUUCGCUCACAAGAACUCCCACGCUAUCAUCGAGCACAUUGGAGCCAUCGACGGUGACAUUGAAAGGAUUGCGCCCUGCACUCCGCUCCAGGAGGGUAUCAUAUACCACUACCUGUCCAGUAGCACGCCAUUGUACUGCUCGUCUUUCACUUUCGAGCUCGACCCUUCGGUCAACCUCGAGAAUUUGCGCGCAGCUUGGGAUCAGGCCCAGAGAGACGUUCAAAUGCUGCGCGCCAGGUUUUUGCCAUCUGCGGACGGCUAUGCCCAAGCUGUCAUGAAAAAAGAUGCCCUUCCUUGGUUCCUUGCUACAGUCGGCACCACUGAGGAAAUUGAUGACUUGCGCAAACAGCGACAUGACCACUGGACGGCCCAACUCGACGGUCUUUCAUCUAACCUAUGGGAAGUUGGAGUCAUCUCUUCCCCCGAGACAUCGGUAAUGUGUCUAAAUAUCUUCCAUGCUCUUUACGAUGGAAACAGCCUAGUCCUGCUCCUCGAGUCGGUUGCCCGAAAUUAUCUCGGCCAGAUCAACAGUUCGCAGUCAAUCCCGGAGUUCCUCGAUGUGUUGCACUUAGGUCCCCUUUGUAAAGACCCUGCUGCAGAGGCAUUCUGGAAAGAGCAUCUUGCCGGCUGCCGUGAUCGAGCUUUCCCCGAUAACGGUCAAAUAGACAGCGCGCCAAUUCUGCUCAAAGUUCAAAUAAAUGCGACAGAUCAGGUUGACCAUCUUCGCCGGUCUCUCAAUGUUACAGAACAAGCUGUUCUCCAUGCCUGCUGGCUUCUAACUCUCCAGCAGCAAUACUCAUUCGUGCCACCACUCGGUAUCAUUGCCUCGGGUAGGACAAUCGAUGUACCAGGCAUUGGCGACGUUAUUGGACCGCUGUUCAAUACGAUCCCCAGCAACGUCCAGCUGCAUGGUUUGGAGUCUUGGUCUGAUGUCGCUCGGCGCUGCCAUGACUACCAAGUAUCCAUGAUUCCCUUCCAGUACACUGCCCUGCGGGACAUUGUGAAAUGGCUUGGAAAGAAUCCCGACGAGCGACUCUUCAACUCUUUGUUUGUCUUCCAGAGGGAAGAUGAUAACGAUGAAUCGUCCACAAAAGAUCUUUGGCGAACACUCGACUCAGAGGCCCAGCAUGAGUACCCUCUGGCUUUUGAGGUUGUGCGCAAUAGUAAGCAAUAUCUGACAGCCACCAUUGCCGCAAAGAGCCAUGCGGUAUCGUUGGAGGACACCCAGCAGAUGUUAUCUAAGUUCGAGCAAAUACUUUCUGAGUUUUCACAAGACCCCAACAGAGAGUUGCCGAAGACAAACGGAGUGUCUCUCACACAAGUAGUGACGAAUGGUGAAGUGAACGGUCACUACGAGCCUCUGAGAACACCGGAACAAACCAAUUGUGAACAUACCAAUGGCUCUUUGUUUGAAUGGACUUCCCAAGCUUGCACAAUCCGCGACGUGAUUGAAACCCUUGCGGGGGUGGAGCCCCAAUCCAUCAGCGAGAAUACAUCAAUCUUUGAAGUUGGACUUGAUAGCAUCGAUGCAAUCAAAAUCUCCUCGCGGUUGAGCAAAGCCGGCAUCAAACUUCCCGUGAGCUCCAUCAUGCGCCAUCGUACAGUGAAGGCCAUGAGCGAGCAACUCUCAAUGACAAAUGGCCAUAUCAAAGAUGGGACAUUACCAUUGCUCAAUCAGCUAGAGAAAUCGUUGGCCAAGUUUGUCGCGGCUGAAGGUCUUCUCCCCCCGGGCACGACUCGAAUCCUACCAGCUACACCCAUCCAAGAAGCUAUGGUAGUAGAAAUGUUUGCCUCUGGGUACAAGCAUUAUUACAACCACGAAAUUCUCGAGCUUGAGCCAAAUGUGGACAUCGAAAAGAUGGAGGGGGCAUGGAGAGCUGUCGUUAAAGCCCACCCUAUUCUCCGUACUUCAUUUGUUGAAGUAUGGGAUCCGCAGAUUCCUGUUUCAUACGCUCAAAUAGUUCACGACGAGGAUCAAAUUGACAUCCAGACUGUCCAUCUGCACGGAGUCUCCGUGGAAUCCAUUAUAGAGACUCAGCGUUCAAGGGCCCACAAUGAGCUGGCAAGCUGUCCCUUGCUCUCUAUCACCAUUGCGGUGGAAGGAGAUAGGCGGUACCUUCUUUUGUCGAUUGCGCAUGCUCUCUACGAUGGCUGGUCAAUCAAUCUGCUCCAUGAAGAUGUUGCCAAAUCAUAUGCUGGUGCGGAGUGUUCCCGCCCGCCAGCUGAUGACAUUCUCGAGCAAAUUAUUGCUUCGUCUGGCGAUGAAGCAAUCAGGUUCUGGCGAACAACGCUAUCCAACUUCACCCCGGUGUCAUUCUCGCCCAUGGAGCACGCUGACAAUAGCUCGGUCGUCGUUCACCGAGCAGAACAAUCGUUAUCCGUUCCACUGCCAAAGGCAGAGGCGUUCUGCAAACGCCAUGGCAUUACUCUCCAGGCGCUUCUUGUCAGUUGUUGGUCUCUUGUCCUUGCCACGCAUGUCAAGAAACUAGAUGUGGCAUUUGGGCUUGUCCUUUCCGGUCGGAACGUGGCUGACUCUGAGCAUGUGAUGUUCCCGACCAUGAACACUGUCACCAUGCGAGUUAUCCUUCAUGGGACGCGCGUAGAAUUGGUGAAGUAUGUGCAGGAGGCUCUCCUAGCCAUGUCGGAGCAUCAGCAUUUCCCGCUUCGGCGCGCGAGACCAGAUACGGGAUCGCGGGCGUUGUUUGAUACCCUUUUCAUGUAUCAGAAGAGACCGGUAGAUAAUGUCCAGACUGGGCCUGGACAGGUUUUGUAUAAGUCUACUGGUGGAGCAGCUGAAGUUGAAUACCCAGUUUGCGCUGAAGUUGAAGUUGUCGGAGAGGAUCUGGUUGGGCGGGUUGCUUGUCGUGGAAAUGUUGUUGGGGAUCAAGAUACUCUUGCGCUGCUGGGGCAGAUGGGCGAUAUCCUUUCGUCUAUCAUUGAUGGUCCAUCUGAACAGACUGUCGAAUUCACCAGUGAAGGAGUGAAGAAUUGUGGAAGCGCAGCUUUCCAGGAUGAAUCUAGACAAGAUAUCGAGACUGAUGCAGUUCCCCGGACACUCAAUCAGGCGGAAUGGUCGCCCAUUGAGUCAAAGAUCCGCAAAGUUCUUUGCAUUGCAUCCGGGGUACCUGAGAAUUCCAUUGACAAGAGCUCCACGAUCUUUGAGCUUGGUCUGGAUAGUAUCAGCGCCAUCAAGGUGGCUGCACUCCUGAAGAAACAGUCCGUCAAGCUCGCGGUCAGUGACAUGCUUCGGGCUGGUACCAUCAAAAACAUGGCCAAAGCAGCCAACAGCAACCAGACGAAGUUCUCACUCACAAACAUAUCGAGCAUUCUCCACGAAUCACUCGAUGGCAUCGAUGUGGCGGAACUGCUACAAUCGCAUGGUAUUGAUUCGCAACGCGUGCGAAAUGUGCUCCCUGCAACUGCAGGGCAGAUCUAUUUCCUCUCAAUGCACACCCUAAAUCCCGAAGUGUUCUAUCCUGAGUUCUACUAUGUGACAUCACGACAAUUGAGCCCUGAAGUACUCGAUCGGGCCUGGGCUCGGGUCAUCGACCAAACCCCAAUGCUUCGAACGGCAUUUGUGUCCACUUCCGACUCUCCGCUAUUGCCCUAUAUGCAGAUCGGGUUUGAGGAUGUGCAAAUUCCUGUGAUCUGGCAUUCCAAGUUUGAUCGGCAUCUUGUUUCAAGAAGUCUCAAGCAUGAAUUUGGGGCAGUGCCAGUCGCACUGCAUGCCUGUCAAACGAACAAGGGAACGGCGCUUAUUCUGCAAAUUCACCAUGCACUGUACGACGCUGUUAGUCUACCCUAUAUCCUAGACAGACUUGUUAAACACUGCAGUCAAGAGGAGGUUGCCAAGCCACACCCCGACCUUGGUCUCUCACAGCUCGUGGCAUUCCAGCAUGUUCAUUCGCCCGUAGAUGUCCGGCGGCAAUUCUGGCAAAAGUAUCUAGGCCAAAUGCCAACAGCGGCAAAACGAGGGGAUGGCUUCGGCUCUGUGCAAAAUCACUACCGGCCGGGCCUGGUUUCAAAUAUGACCAGUGUCGAAAAGGUUGCUAAGCGCCAGGGCCUUAGCAUUCAGACCGUCUUUUUGGCAGUCUAUGCUCGAGUGCAUUUGCAGGAAUUCGGUGCAGCUGAAACCAUAGAUGACGCAGGGUCUCACGGGCGGUUAAAUGUUGGACUCUACCUCGCCAAUCGAUCUCAUUCCAUCGAGGGUCUAGCCGAAUCUGUGAUUCCCACCGUUAACAUCGUUCCACUACGACUGGAUGACAAACUUAGCGAUUCCAAUGAGACCCUCCUUGAUGCCGCCCGCAGGAUCCAAACUGAAAUCAAUGAGAUCAGCCGACCAGAAUACUCGGGUGUUUCUCUCCUGGAAAUUGCCGAAUGGACGGGCGUCCGAAUCGACACUUGCGUCAAUUUCCUGCGACUUCCUGAGCAGGAAUUGAAAGCACCCAGCAACGGUGACCAGGCAAAGUUUUCUCUCACAGCAAUUCAACGCGAGGAGUUUGAAGAUCUUAGCGGGGCAGCCCCAGUUUCGGAAAAAGACCCAAUUCAGAUUAAUGGCAAUGGUGUAGCGCCACCGGGUGCAGCCGAGAUGAGCCCGGGCCUCGAUCAUCCAAGCGCCUCAACGGCUACUCGAAACAUUUUCCAGCCCACGAUUGAUGUGGAAGCCGCCAUCCGCAAUGGUCGGUUAGACUUUGGGCUCUUCGCACCGGAAUCCCGUCUUGACCGAGAUACAGCGGAGACUGUAAUCGGCGCUAUGCGACGGGAGAUGUCUGCAUUGGUGACAGGCUUCGAAUCGAUAUAG
This is a messenger RNA of Penicillium samsonianum, 15231 nucleotides long. RefSeq lists its product as uncharacterized. The transcript is spliced from 6 exons. The coding region runs from base 1 to 15231 and encodes 5076 amino acids. Gene Ontology annotation, biological process: secondary metabolite biosynthetic process; amino acid activation for nonribosomal peptide biosynthetic process. The record is from RefSeq and is a predicted model, not a curated record. NCBI's taxonomy places the organism in Eukaryota, Fungi, Ascomycota, Eurotiomycetes, Eurotiales, Aspergillaceae. Gene Ontology annotation, molecular function: catalytic activity; phosphopantetheine binding. Gene Ontology annotation, cellular component: cytoplasm.